GGAGACACUACAUGUACCAGGGAGUUCCGGCAGCAAGAACAGACGAACAUCCGCCUCGAAAAUAUUGAUGCGAUACCGGGACGACAUCCGAGAAGGUCGCGCAAGCCACACAUCGUAAGCCAUAGGACAAGAACAAGAAGCCACCAAUACCAGUACCUCCUGAGCCACACCCGCCCCAAGUGAGCUGCCUUGCACCAGAGUACCACUUGGAAAAAACACAGCAUAUCGCAAGCAAGGUGACGAAAUGAUAGACGAACGAGCCCUCCAGCUCAGCCCCAUCGUCCCAGAAAGUGUCCAACACAAUGUCCGAACAAUAUCCAACAUCCGGUCACUGACAGCCUCUCUCUUCGGCGUAGCAGCCGGGACUUUGGGAUUAGAAUCCUUUCCCGGGUUCAUUUUCUAUUUCGUGGGAACUGCUAUAGUUUCUUUGUUGAUAUUUGGGUUGAAAGCUGAACAGAAACCCGAGAAGUUCUUCUUUCAGGUGGUGAGCGAGUUGUGGGUGGGGGAUUUGUUUGGGGGGUUGAUGAGUUUUGUGUUGACUUGGACGCUGUUUUAUGGGCUGUGUAAGUCUUGAGAUAUUAGGCGAUGUUGAGAACCCAGGGCUUUGAGGGGAAGAAAGGACGAAAGAGGAUGCUGAAGGCAUGGCUGGUUUUGAUUAUGGACCAGGUCUGCUCAGAGUGAGAGCCAGCAUGGUCCUGAGGUACGCCAUGCGCGAUGGAACGGAGGAAUAGAGCCAUGUGGAAGGCCAUUAGUCACUCGAUAGCACUGGUCUCUAGGCCAAUGGCUUGGCCUCUGUCAGAGACUGGAAGAAAGCG
Molecule: messenger RNA, 815 nt
Organism: Sphaerulina musiva SO2202
Lineage: Eukaryota; Fungi; Ascomycota; Dothideomycetes; Mycosphaerellales; Mycosphaerellaceae
Exons: 2
Coding region: 245-574 (109 amino acids)
Biological process (GO): autophagosome assembly; protein folding in endoplasmic reticulum
Cellular component (GO): endoplasmic reticulum; EMC complex; membrane
Source: RefSeq, a predicted model, not a curated record